Punica granatum (pomegranate) is the source of this 1952-nucleotide messenger RNA. The record is from RefSeq and is a predicted model, not a curated record. Lineage: Eukaryota; Viridiplantae; Streptophyta; Magnoliopsida; Myrtales; Lythraceae.
UGCCUCCACCGUGUAAGCACUGACAAUAAGGGCGGUGAACAGAGAACACUUCCAAUUUUUGCAGGAUUGUGAGUAUGCUUUUCUGUUCUACCCCAUUGCAGGGGUCACUACCCAAAAGCUCGUUGAAGCCUUUUUUCUCAAACUGCCGGUUUCACUCAGCUCAUCUGCUUGGAAGAUUUUUUUUACCUUUGCCGAGUUUCAAUGAUCUGCUCUCUUGUUGGAAAUCUUUCUGUUGGUGAUCGCCCCAUCUCUGGGAGAUCUUGGAGGUCAACUUGCCCUGCCUCCGCAGAAAUUGUCCAAGUGGAACCUGAACUUAACUAGAAGCUGGACAGUUUUAAGAUAUUGCAACUGAACCUACCCUCACCAUCGAAAAGGGCAAAGUUCAGUACUGCAUCCAGCCUGCUUGUGCUGGUACUCAUGUCCUUCCACGUCUGAUAUUCCUGCAUACAUAGUUGUCUCGACGUUUAUCCAUAGAAACUACAAGCUUUGGAGGUUGGAGGGCUUCUUGACAUUGUAGCUGAGGUAGCGCGCCCAGCUAUCAUCUGUCAAAGAGUGUAUGCUGAAGAUACUUCUAAGCCCUUGGGAUAAGAAAAAUUAGCAAGGCCUUUCCCACGUUGCAGCUGUGCCAUUGCCAGUCUGCAUUCAUCAGUGGUAGACUAGUGAAUGAAGCUGCCUGAGGGUUACUAGCUGGCAUGGAUAGGCCAAAGGUGGGUAGGCCAAAGGUGGGUAAGCCACCGGAUAAGUUCUGGGAAAAAGUUGACAAAGUCAUAUCGAAUGAAGGUGAAGGACCUCGAUGGAAGUGUAAGUUCUGCAAAAAAAUAUUUCCCGGCGGAGCUUCCAGGAUAAAGGCGCAUCUGGGUAACAUUGAAGGCAAAGGAAUUAAAGUUUGCAAAGCAGUUGAUGAAGAUACGGUGAAAGAAGCCAGGGAGGAUCUUGAAGCGUGGGAAUCAAAUAGAAAGAGUCCAAAGAGGAGAAGGCUAGGAACUGGAACCAAUUCAGCUCAAGUUAACCCACAGUCGGUUGGCCAAAGCAACCCAAAUGCACCACCGCAAGGGAGUCUGUACGCAAUCCAGAAAACAGUCCUACCUUGGCAAUUUGCACCGGGGUAUCCAGACGACAGCUCUAAUUUGUCCAGGAGUCGCGGGGAAUCUAGUUUAAUUGUAUUGCAAGAUAUUUGGGAUGAAACAGAGGUGGAAGGUCCAUCAAAUGCUCAACGGGACAUCAAUAACCGAAAUAAUAUGCCAUGCCCAGGCUUUGAGACUAGAGAAGCUGACCGAUCGGGUUUGCAUCAGCAUGACACUCUCCCACCACCACACAUGCGGCCUGUGUUGGAGGAUCAGCGUAGUUCAAUGGUUCGUGACCUGCAAGAUGAAAAUGCAAAUGCACCAUCAUGCGAUAUCCAGUCCUUGCAACCAGAUGGUCCUGUUCGGCUACCCAUGAACGCUCAACCAUUUCUUGCUGAAGGCACCCUCAAUGUACUACCGCAGGGGACGACAGAGGCUAAUAUCUCUGAAGACAACCCAGUGCAAGAUAAGCCCGAUGACAACAUUAUGCUCGAGCAACUCAAUCAUUUUAAACCGACACAAAUUGAUCCAGAUCCCAACAAUGAAGCCAAUGAGGACAUUGAUUCUUCUGCACAGAUCUCACUUGCAAGGGAAACUACACAGUGUGAGAUGUUAGUGCCCCAAUCAGUGGGUCGAGAACGGAUUGUGGAUGAGCUAUGCGAUUACUUAAUGAAAAACGAUAUAUUAUGCAUCGGAGUCCAUGGGAUGGGGGGAGUGGGGAAAACCACAACCAUGAAACACCUCUAUAAUAAAGUGCAUGACAGUGCUGCCUUUGAGAAUGUAUUUUGGGUCACGGUGUCAAAAGACUGCAGUAUCCACGAGCUUCAAAAUAAGAUUGCCAGAGCCUUAAGGUUCCCGACCUUUUCAAGGAUGUUGAUGAAGGGAUGA